CCCGUUGGACGCCAAACAGGUCGUUUAGUGGUCGGUUAUGUACUUAGCCAUGUAAUUUACGGCUCCGUCGAUAGUAUUUUUGCCCCAUUCAACGCGGUUAAUAUCGAUACCUGCCAACAUGGACAGUCGCUAGGAAGACAAUUACAUAUGUCAUGGCCGCCCAGGGUCGCACGCAGAUCUUAUCCGCACUCAAACCCAGUCAGCCGGGGCCAGGCGUCCAAUCACCUGUUGCCAUCCUCGAGCCCUUUGCUCGCAACCUCAAGCCUCCCGUCGAGGUACUGCACACUCCUCCACUGCCAUCCAUCCCACCACCUGCAUCUUCUGCCCGUUCCAUUUCCCUUCUUCCGCUCGGCUCACUUCUCCGCCAUCAUGUUCGCCCUCCGUCGCCUGUCAAUGGCCCCCUCCCUUGGCGCCCGCCGCAUGUUCCAUCAGUCUUCUCCAGCCCUUGUGAGCGUUGGCGACAGAAUUCCCAAUGUGGAACUCAUGGAGGGCUCCCCGGGAAACAAGGUCAACAUCGCAGAUGAGCUCAAGUCCGGAAAAGGUCUGAUUGUCGGCGUCCCAGCUGCCUUCUCCCCCUCUUGUUCCGAAAGCCAUAUUCCCGGCUACGUCAACUCCAAACAGCUCAAAUCAGCUGGUCGUGUAUAUGUUGUCUCUGUCAAUGAUGCCUUCGUCAUGAAAGCGUGGGGUAAAACCCUAGAUCCUAGUGGUUCAAGCGGCAUUCGCUUCCUCGCUGACCCCGAUCUGCGCUUCACCAAGGCUCUCGAUCUCUCUUUCGACGGUGCGGCAAUUUUCGGCGGUGACCGAUCCAAGCGUUAUGCGUUGGUCGUCGAGGAUGGCGUAGUCAAGGAUGCCCAUGUAGAGUCGGACAACACUGGUUUGAAUGUGUCUGCCGCCGACAAGGUUCUGGGACAAUAG
Periconia digitata is the source of this 915-nucleotide messenger RNA. NCBI's taxonomy places the organism in Eukaryota, Fungi, Ascomycota, Dothideomycetes, Pleosporales, Periconiaceae. The record is from the annotation of a GenBank genome assembly.